Messenger RNA from Pochonia chlamydosporia 170, 2046 nucleotides. Its product is annotated as PHD finger domain-containing protein. The transcript has 2 exons. Bases 1 to 2046 code for a protein of 681 amino acids. The record is from RefSeq and is a predicted model, not a curated record. NCBI's taxonomy places the organism in Eukaryota, Fungi, Ascomycota, Sordariomycetes, Hypocreales, Clavicipitaceae.
AUGAGCGAGGAUUAUCUGGCCGCAAGCUUUGGAGAACCAAACGCUCAGCCGCCCACGCCGAAGCAAACCCCAACAACUGCCACCUUUCCGAGUCCCAUAUUCGAAACGCCGAAACACUAUCAAGGCUCUUUUUCAGAAGCCGGUGGCUUGACUCCUCGGUUUGCCGAAGAGUACUCCGUCUUCAACGCAACUCCAGGCAACCUACGUGGUACCCAAGGUCCUUUCCCAGACCUUAUAUCUGCCACAUCGGCGAGCUCUUCUGUUGGUCAUAAGCGGUUGUUGUCUGCUGAGGGCCUAGCUGUUGAAAUCGCCGCGCAUGUAAACCACUUCUCCCCAAACCCAAGCGCCGCUUUGCCUCCUGUUGCUCCAGCCCACCGUUUACCGUCGUCUCCAAACCCAUCCGCUGCUACCAGCUUCAACCCUCAGCUCAGUCCCCGUCUAUCCAAGACCCCGACCUCAUUAUCCAAGAAAGCUCGACGGGGUUCUAUCACCGAAGAGGAGCCGACCCAGGUUAUUUCACCGCCGCCCACGGCACGAAAGGGAGAGCGAAAGCUCGCCCCAAAGGUCAAUAUGCAAAAUGACCAAAGCUUCGGCCAUCCGGACUUCCAUGAUCCAUCGCAACAGGAAAUGGCGGUAUUGAUGGGAAGUGCUACCGACAUGUUCGGCUAUCCGAUGUCUGCUCCAGCCGUUACACAAUCCAACUUUUGGGACCCAUCUAUGUCUGUGAAUAUGGAUCUGGACUUCACAGCAAGUGCUAAUAUGUUCCAACCUCCUACGCCUUCUCACCGCCAUACAGGCUCUUUUGAUUGGAACAGCGAUAUUCAGCUUUUCCAGGAUACCAGCGCUCCGCCCUCGUCAAAUCAAGAAAAUUUACAGCCCGUUAGACAAGAGAGAACACUGGCUCCAAAACCACCAGCAUCUACUGCUGUAUGCACCAGCGCUACCGACCCUUCGUUGUCGACAUCUUUUGCCCCUAUGUUGGAUGACCCGUUUAACAUGGUAAAUUCCGGCAAUGGUGUUGACCCAGGCUUACUUUUCAGUCGACCGCAGAGCGCCUCCAUGGAUGCUGAAUUCAGUACUAUGGUUCAAUCUGGAUCUGCAGAGGCAGCAAUUGUCCAAUCGGGUAAGGCCCAAGUAGGAGAUGUUCGCAGGUCAGGCGUUGUCAGAGACGGAAAGAAGGCCAUCAAGGGACCAGACCGAGCAACGGCAAGCUCUCCAGUAAAGGCAUCGGGCAGGCCAGGACUUGGUCGAAGCGUUAGUGAGAAUCGAGGAAGGAAAGGCGCGAGACGAGGCUCGCUUCCGGUGUUGGCUCCUGCAGCGAGGCCAGCCUCUGGGUCAGGAAUCACAGCCAGCAAAUCUACAUCUCGUCUGCCAGGCAGGAUAUCGCCGCUCAAGACACAGCAGCGGUUAUCGAGUCUAGCAUCCAUCCCAGAGACAUCGCCGCAGGCCAGACAACGCGCCUCUAUCAGGUUCUCCAUUGAUGCACACGGGCGAGCGACAGUCGAAACCACAAUGCUAGGAGGUGGCGGUACCUCGAUGACUCGAAGUCAAAGUUCUCAGGACCUGUCAACACGUCGAAGCUGGUCAUCGGCGGAAGAUGAUUCUGAUACUGAUGAUGAACCCAUAAUAAUCCCCAGCCGGACCAGCUCUUUCAAUGCGUCGUUCGCUCUCCCGGAUCCCCGGAAGCCAGUAGGGUCAAUUUUCCACUCCUCGAGGCGAAGCGUCAGCGACAGAAGCAAUAGCAACUCGGCCAACGAGGGGGAGAGCGAAGCAGAGACGGUGGUUAAUGAGAAACCCGGCAAGGUCGGAGAUGCGGCUAGCGAAUUGAGAAAAGUUGUCCAGGAUCGACAGAAGCGCUCUCUCCAGGUCGGAUCCAGUCGAUCGUCACAGCGGACCUUGAACACCAAUCUUCGCAACUUUCCUGGAGGUAUUAUUUCACCAACCAGCCUGACUGAGUCAAGCUACGGGCCGGAUACCUAUAACGUCCGAUGCGUAUGCAACAUCAGCAAGGCAGACGAGAGUGAUGGCUUCAUGGUUCAAUGGUAG